This is a messenger RNA of Aplosporella prunicola CBS 121167, 2579 nucleotides long. RefSeq lists its product as uncharacterized. Lineage: Eukaryota; Fungi; Ascomycota; Dothideomycetes; Botryosphaeriales; Aplosporellaceae. The record is from RefSeq and is a predicted model, not a curated record. The transcript has 4 exons. Bases 1 to 2547 code for a protein of 848 amino acids. Gene Ontology annotation, molecular function: DNA-binding transcription factor activity, RNA polymerase II-specific; DNA binding; zinc ion binding. Gene Ontology annotation, biological process: DNA-templated transcription; regulation of DNA-templated transcription.
AUGGACGUUUCCGCACCAACACCAGUGCCGAGAAAGGUUCCGAGCGCCUGCCAACGGUGCCGACGACAGAAGCUCAAGUGCGAUAUCCAGCGCCCUUGCAGCCUUUGUGUGAGAGCCGGAGUUGAAUGCUCCGCUGCGGAAAACUCGUCCAUUUGGAAGCCGCAAUUCCCGUGCCAGCCUUCUCAAGGCAACAGAAGCCGGAAGAGAACGGCGACGGCUGCGCAGCAUGCGCAGAAGAGGGUGCGUCGUGCAGUUCCGGUGCGUAAUAACACUGCCGGGGUUGCGCCGCCGGUGCCGGACCCGGAACCGGAACCGGAAUCGAGUCUCCAGCGUCAAAUCUCUCCGGUCGAAGACGACUCUGCUGGAGGUCCUGAACACUCGCCGGAUCCGGGACCAGCGGGAAGCACUUCUGUCGGCAACGUCACUGAACAAAGGCCGCCCAGUGUGUCGGCAAUUCCUGACGUGUCCUGGAUUUCUAGCUCAGCUGCUAUAGAUUUUGCGGAAGAGGCAUUUCACCAACACGAAACAGCCGCACUUGAGGAAUCUGAGACUUCGGCAUUUUCCGCAUGCCAGUGGGCGCAAGCACGGCCAGCCGACCGUGGAAAUUUCCCCGUGCUUGCCCAAACACUAAGCCUAGGAUCUCCCAGCAUGGCUCGAUCCAUCAAAUCAUCAAAGCGAGCUGAGGUAGAACUUAUGUCAAUCAUUCCAGCACUUGAGCCUGCCACGUUGCUCGUGAACAACUAUUUUGACAGAAUCCAUUGGUUCAUGUUGGUCUUUCAUCAAACCGAUUUCAUUGAAGGGUUCCACCAGCUAUACACCAGACUUGGACACCAUCCAACGGAGAUGAAUGUUCGUCUCGGCUUUCUCAGUGUGUUCACAUCCGUCUGCAUUGUCAGUUUGCGAUACACAAAUGCCGAACAGAGAGCAACACUGGCAGGCUAUGGUGUUCAUCCGGACAACUUGCAAGACAGACUCCUCACUGCUUUGAGAUUGAGGCUCUUUGACGUUGUUUCGCUUGGUUCCAUUGAAGCAAUUCAGACCUGCGUUCUCCUGGGCAGCUUCUUCUUAUAUCAUGGAGAACCCGAGCUCGCAUGGCCAAUAUGCGGAUGCGGGUUGCGAAUAGCACAGGCCUUGAAUCUUCAUCGACAAAAGUCCGCAAGGUCAUCUGCCUCGCCAGAUCUGGAUGAUCCCGUCCAGCGAGCCGAAGAGACAAGGAAGCGGUGCUGGUGGGCCGUAUACGAAAUCGAAACAUUCUGCUCAAUGCUGUACGGUUUUCCUCUGAGCAUAUCAGACGACGACUGUGACGUUCAGCAUAUUGACCCGUAUCCGGUGAGGUCAAAAGAUCCAACUUGGGAGUCUGCGACUUGGCGGGCAACUGGUCAGGCUACACUGCUCUCUUACAAAUUUUCCAUGGUCCAACUGUCGACAAUUGUCAAGUCAGCACUGACAGACCUGUAUGGGCUACGCCAAAGCCUGCCUGGAAAAGGCAGUGCCAUCCGGAAUGACGGAUCAAGAUUGCAGAACCUGAUUGCAGGUGUGAACAGACUCGAUUCGAGGCUUCAACAAUGGUACACAAGCCUCCCCAAGCAACUGCAGUCGGAAAAAAACGAAGUCCCUGCACCUGCACAAGGAUCGAAUCCCGCUGCAUCAAUGCAACGACACCUCUUUCAACUUCAAGCGCUUGCGCUCAAGCUUGCCUUCGAAAAUGCCAGGAUUCUCGUGCACAGGCCUCUCUUAUCCUAUAAGAUGGUAGCGUCUCACGGAAUUCCUGAAGGGCAGAGCUCUUCUGCCACUUCGCCGCCUGAUCCAUUCCGUGUGUCGACUGUGAUCUGUAGAGACGCCGCCCUACAGAUAGCCAAAGUUGGCUCCACGCAGGUUUUCAAAGAUGCUGCAGAUACAUAUGCAGUUUCCUUCAUUUCUCUGCAUCUUUUCACUGCAGGUGUUACGUUAUCCAUCAUGACGAGCCCAGACCCGCUCAGUCAAGCAUCACAUGAAUCAAAACUCGGUAUUCGACGCCUAAUGGAGAUGCAGUCGCGAUUGAAGUCCAAAUCAAUUGUUGCUGAGCAGGGCCUUGGGAUUCUGAAAAAGUUGAUGUCGCUUGUGUUGUUGAAAGAAAAAGAGAAGAUGUUUGAGUUUCCUGAAGGGCCUGUGGACGAAGAGCGAGGGCGUGAGCCAGCAAACUCUCGAUCCGGAUUUGAGACAAUGUCAAUCGCUGAGGCUGACAGUCAUGGGGCGGGAAGCGGUCAAUCAGCAGUAAUGCCUGAGAGACCUGCAGAUCAAAAUUCGCAACAAACAGUUGAGAUUAGGCCUUCUGGAGUUGAGCCAAUGCAGCCGGCAACCACGAGUAAUACCGAAGAACUGCCUUUCGACUUUUGCGAGGAUCCAAUAAUGGCGCAAGCACUUAUUGACUUUGAACAGGCAAUGACCAACGUCCCAGAUGCGUCAUCUGGGGAUGUAUUUCUUUCUUUCAAUGAUGAGUUUUCCGCCGAAAGUUGUUUCAGUGGACAGGAUCAGAGCUGGAUCUGGGGUACGAAUCUGUAUAGCUGAAAAUUCGAAUCGAAUCUGGGCUUGGUUUGCCU